AUAUUUUUUCGAAAUUUUCUCUCCUCUUUCUAUCUCUGAGUUUACUAGCGGAAACGAAUCUUCUUCUCCACUCUCGAAAAUGGUAAUGGCUCAGAAGCUGAAGGAAGCUGAGAUCACCGAGCAGGACUCGCUCCUUCUGACUAGGAAUCUGCUUCGUAUUGCUAUCUUCAACAUCAGCUACAUCAGGGGACUCUUUCCCGAGAACUACUUCAAUGACAAAUCGGUUCCUGCUUUAGAUAUGAAGAUCAAGAAGCUGUUGCCUAUAGAUCCUGAAUCACGCAGAUUGAUUGACUGGAUGGAGAAAGGAGUCUACGAUGCGCUACAGAAGAAGUAUUUGAAGACGCUCAUGUUCUGCAUAUGUGAAUCCGUAGAGGGUCCGAUGAUUGAGGAAUACUCAUUCAAUUUCAGCUAUUCAGAUUCUGAUAGCCAAGAAGUCAGGAUGGACAUCAGUCGUACUGGGACUAAGAAACGUGGAGGGACUUUUAACUCCACUGCUGACAUUACCCAAAAUCAAAUGAGGAGUUCAGCUUGCAAAAUGGUCCGCACACUAGUUCAGUUGAUGAGGACCCUCGACAAAAUGCCAGACAAGCGCACCAUUGUGAUGAAGCUUAUGUACUACGAUGAUGUGACGCCACCAGAUUACGAGCCACCUUUCUUCAGAGGCUGUACAGAAGAAGAAGCUCAGCAUGUCUGGACGAAGGAUCCUCUGAGAAUGGAAGUUGGUAAUGUUAACAGCAAACAUCUCGUGUUAACGCUUAAGGUCAAGAGCGUUCUUGAUCCUUGUGAGGAUGAAAAUGAUGACAUGCAAGAUGAUGGAAAGAGUACAGGACCUAAUUCUGUACAUGAUGACCAGCCUUCUGAUUCAGAUAGCGAGAUCAGUCAAACAAAAGAAACUCAAUUCCUUCUGGCGCCAGUAGAGAAACAAGACGAUGAUGAUGGAGAGGUUGAUGAAGAUGACACACAGGAUCCGGUUGAGUCUCAACAGCAGCUAGCAAGGGUGAAGGACUGGAUCAUUUCCCGCCACCUCAAUACUCUGGAGCUCACAGAUGUCCUUUCAAACUUCCCCGAUAUCUCAAUAGCUCUGACUGAAGAAAUCGUGGAUCAGCUGGAGAAAGAAGGUGUUCUUUCAAAAACAGGGAAGGACGCGUACAUUAUAACCAGAGAUAAGGCACAAUGGAGCGAAUUUAACUUUGUGAAAGAUGAAGCUGAUGGUAAAACUGCUCCAAAGGACGAGAAAUCUAUUGCUCCUAAAGACUACAUGUACAUGAAAGCGCUGUACCAUUCUCUUCCAAUGCAAUAUGUGACCGUUACAAAGCUUCACAACAUGUUGGAUGGUGAAGCCAACCAGACACAAGUUCGUAAGCUAAUUGACCGAAUGAUCCAAGAGGGCUACGUGGAAGAUUCUAGCAACCGCAGGCUAGGGAAGCGUGUAAUUCACUCAGCUUUUACCGAGAAUAAGCUAAAUGAAGUCAGAAAAGUUCUUGCCACAGAUGAUGAUAUGGAUGUGGAUGUAGACGAAACUGUAAACAAGACCAACGGCCAAGAUGCCAAACUAACCCAAGAUGUAUCUACACGCGGAGGCAUCCACUCCAUUGGAUCAGACAUGACACGCACGAAAGGAAGAUCUGGGAUGCAGCAGAACGGAUCGGUUCUAAGUGAACAGACCAUCUCUAAAGCUAAUAACAACACUCCAGUGAGCAGCAACGCACAGCCUGUGGCUUCGAGGGAGAGUUUUGCUGUAAAAGGAAUGGGUGCUAAAAUCUGCAAGGACGCUAACUCAGACGGUAGCCAAGCCUCACAAGACAGGCGUUACAGGAAAACUAGCAUGGUGAGAGAGCCUAUCCUGCAGUACUCGAAGCGCCAGAAAUCUCAGGCUAAUUGAUGAUGGUACCACAGUCUCAGGCACGAAAGCCACCAUACUCAGUGGCUAUGAUAGUAACUUUUACCAAUUCCCAUAAUCCAUAAACUCUCCUCAUACACUAGCUCGCUUUAUUCCAAUGCUUAAGUAUUAUUAUCUUUGUUACUUCUGGUACGAGACUUGUUGCAACACUUGCUUUAUCGGUUAGAGUGGUUUUAUAAUAUUCCGCCUGCCUCUUGCUUUAUCGUUUCUUUAUUGUUGCAGACUAUUUUCAUGUUUCUUUUCCCUUUGAGAAUAUAUUGCAUUAAACGCAAACAUGUUAUUGUGGAUUACUUACACUCGUAAAUCAUUUUGGCUUUUGUAAAAUU
Molecule: messenger RNA, 2226 nt
Organism: Raphanus sativus (radish)
Lineage: Eukaryota; Viridiplantae; Streptophyta; Magnoliopsida; Brassicales; Brassicaceae
Product: meiosis-specific protein ASY1
Exons: 22
Coding region: 80-1882 (600 amino acids)
Molecular function (GO): protein binding
Source: RefSeq, a predicted model, not a curated record